GCAAUUCAUACACUAGCUCUUAUCUGCCUUGAAUAUUGCCAGUCGCGGGAAUUCACACAACAACAUCGAUCAGCGGGUGAUCAGACCAGUUGCGUCCAAAUUCUUGCGUCGUAUAGUUUGGAAAGACAAUGCAGGCAAGCAAAUGUUGCUGAAACUAACCUUCGUGAGUUUUGUGUUGUUUUGGGGCUGUUCAAAUGCUUUGUAUUUGAGGUUAGCCUUGAAUGACAGCUGCGUCACUCCGGCGGGACAUCACGGACGCUGCCUGCCAGUGAAAGAUUGCCAAUAUAUCCGUGAUGUGAUUCACAAACCGGGAUUCACCAAAGAAGAUCAGCAUUAUUUGGAUCAGUUUCGCUGUGGGAAGCUGUCGGGAUCGCGGAAAUUGUUGACCUGCUGUCCCGAGUUCCAAAGUGUUGACGGAUGUGGUCGGUUGACGUUGAGGAAUAACAUCAUCGGUGGACAGGAGACGGAACCUGACGAGUUUCCCUGGACGGCCAUGCUGGUUUACGCCAUGGGUGAUCGUCGGUUUUAUCGUUGUGGUGGAGCUUUGAUCAACUAUCGAUACGUACUGACUGCAGCCCAUUGCGUGGAUAGUUUGGGUCGGAUGCAGCUGGAAGCUGUUCGCUUAGGUGAGUGGGAUCUAAGCACAGUGUAUGAUUGCAAGGAGGAGGAAUUCGGCAGAAUGCGUUGUAACAAGUUUUCCCAUCGGGACUUUGCAAUUGAAAAAGUUGUUAUCCACGAAGAAUAUUCUAGCAAAAAUUUGAACAAGGAGCACGACAUUGCACUGUUGAAGCUAGCUAAGUCAGCACCCCGUACAGAUUCCAUACUGCCAAUAUGUUUACCAACUGCGGAAAUGGUUAGUCAAAUGAAAAUUGAAGAUGAAUUGUUUGAUGUAGCUGGCUGGGGGGCUGUAGGAUCGGAAGCGCCACGAAGCGAUCGUAAAAGAAGGGUCACGCUUCCCGGACAGAAUCUGUCCAUGUGCCAGAUUGCGUACUCAGAGGCCAACGUGAGCUUCACGGAGAAUCAGCUAUGCGUUGGUGGAACGGUUGGCAAGGACAGUUGCAGGGGAGACUCGGGAGGUCCGCUAAUGAUAAUCAUCGACAAUCGUUGGCAUUUGGCCGGAUUGGUUAGUUUGGGUGCCGUCAAAUGUGGUAUAAAGGGUGUUCCUGGGAUCUACACUAGACUCGGUAGCUAUUUACCUUGGGUGGCCGCUAAGAUGGAGGAAGCGGAUAGGAUUGCCGUUGAACCGGUGUGACAAAAAUAAAGUUCAAAUAUAUUUUAAUUUUAAUUUCUUCGAUUAAUUAUAUGGAUGUAUUGGUUAUUUAAAACAAUUAUCUAACCAGCCGUCAUGGACCCACGAUACGGAAUAACAUGCGUGAGCCUUUCUUUCCACCAAGGAUUCACAACCAACCUUUAACGGGUUGAUGGUGACAUCCACCACCCAUAAACAACGUUUACAACAACCGAACCGGAGGGAGGCAAAUUUUCCGCUUAGUUGCCGUCGUUUCAACCGUGGCACUAUGACCAAUGAAGUGCCGUGUAAUGAAUUACCUUCCGGAAUAAAUCAUAAAUAAUUAUAGAGUUCGGAGCGACGAUCCGGAAAACGAUACCCUUCACUAGUAUAACAGUGUAGUGGCGUCAUAAGGAUUGAAUAUCGUGAAUAUAAGCCUUCUUCAACCCAUGGAAGGGAUA
This is a messenger RNA of Topomyia yanbarensis, 1689 nucleotides long. RefSeq names its product CLIP domain-containing serine protease B15-like. Gene Ontology annotation, biological process: proteolysis. Gene Ontology annotation, molecular function: serine-type endopeptidase activity. The record is from RefSeq and is a predicted model, not a curated record. The transcript has 4 exons. The coding region runs from base 143 to 1252 and encodes 369 amino acids. NCBI's taxonomy places the organism in Eukaryota, Metazoa, Arthropoda, Insecta, Diptera, Culicidae.